Messenger RNA from Dendronephthya gigantea, 1360 nucleotides. RefSeq names its product probable rRNA-processing protein EBP2. Gene Ontology annotation, cellular component: preribosome, large subunit precursor; nucleolus; nuclear periphery. Bases 5 to 919 code for a protein of 304 amino acids. The transcript is spliced from 10 exons. The record is from RefSeq and is a predicted model, not a curated record. Gene Ontology annotation, biological process: rRNA processing; ribosomal large subunit biogenesis. NCBI's taxonomy places the organism in Eukaryota, Metazoa, Cnidaria, Anthozoa, Malacalcyonacea, Nephtheidae.
CAACAUGGCGUCCGAAAACGACGAGAAUUUGUUGUUGGAAGACAGUUUCUCGGAGCAGUCUGAUGGUGUGUCAGACGAAGAGCUGCAAAAUGCGUUUUUGUCGGGAAAAGUCAAGCCAGGUCUAAAUCGCAUGGUCGAGAAAGUCGAAAAGGUUUUUGUCAAUAAAGUGCCUGAACUCAAUGAAAAACUAAAUGAGAUUAAGUUAGAGUUAGAUUGGUUAGAACGGCUGGAUGUAACAAGUGAUAUUGGAAAAGAUGAUACAAAAAAUGAAAUGGAAAAGACAGAUGUUCAUGAUGACUUCAAAAGAGAAAUGAAAUUCUACAAACAAGCACAAAUGGCAGUAUCAGAAGCUCUACCUAAACUUAAAAAACUUGGUGUUCCAAUUAACCGACCUUCUGAUUACUUUGCUGAAAUGGUAAAAACAGACGACCACAUGCAAAAGGUACGAGAGAAGCUUGUUACAAAGGAGUUGGCUAUGGAAAAGUCUGAGAAAGCAAGGAAGUUGCGAGCAAUGAAGAAAUAUGGUAAAAAGGUCCAACAAGAAGUUUUGAAAAAGAGACAACAGGAAAAGAAGCAAAUGUUAGAGUCAGUGAAGAAGUACAGAAAAGGACAAAAAGGAAAACCAGAAUUUCUACAAGACAAUGAUGAUGAAUUUGAUAUCAAUACAGAUAAAGGAACUAAACGAUCAGCACCAAACAAACCUCAAGAAGGAAAAUCAGCAAAGAGGCAAAGAAAGGAUUCUAAGUAUGGUUUUGGUGGAAAAAAGCGUGCAAAGAAACGAAAUACUGCAGAUAGUGUAGCUGAUGUUAGUGCUUUCAGCUCUGCCAAACACAGCAAAGCACCCAGGGCAAAAACUAAGACAAAAGCAAAACGUGUUGGAAAGGCAAGGAGGCAAAAACUGAAAAGUAAAGGAAGGUGAUGAGAAAAUGGAGAACAUUGACCUGCAGCAUUAAUGCCACGCGAGAUGAAUUGAGAAGCUCUAUAGAACAGCAAGAUUCUACCUACAGUACCUGAUGACCUUUCAUGUGCUGUACUGGAUAUUCAGAUAAUAAAAGAUUAGCAUGUUACCAAUGCUGUACUGUAUGUGAUGAAUCAGCACAAGGAAAUUAGAUUUACAACGAUAUUCUAACGUCUUGGAACCUCAAAACGAUCCGCUUUAAAAUACUUCUCACAGGAAUGCACUUUAAAAUACUUCUCACAGAAAUGCACUGUACAUUAAUGAUGGACAUUCGUAGAUCCCAGUGUUUGCGACAGUUUUAAGAAAAGAACAAUCGAGUAGGAGCUAAUAUAUCAAGGAUAUAACGAGAAAAGCAUGUGUAUUGUAAGCAUGUAAGAAUUUUAAAAAAAAAAACACAGUGUA